AUGAGUACUCCAAUGUUCGGCCGACUGCUGCCGACGGUCUCGCGACUGACCAGUCGAACAAUCACUACCUCGCGCUCGUCACAGUUCCUCCCAUCCUGCUACCAAUGGACACGCUUCUCUCAGAGAUCGUUUUCGUCCGGUUCGGCUUCCUACGUUAAGAAAUACACAGAAGACCAUGAAUGGAUCGAGCUAGACGCCGACGGCAAGACUGGUACUAUUGGGAUCACGGAAUAUGCAGCCAAAGCACUCGGAGAUGUCGUCUACGUUGAACUCCCAGAAAUAGGACUCGAGGUGGCCAAAGGAGAUACUAUCGGUGCCGUUGAAUCGGUCAAGUCGGCCUCGGAUAUCCUGACACCCGUUUCGGGUAAGAUUACGGACCACAACAAAGUGUUGGAGGAAAAGCCAGGUACAAUCAACAAGGGUCCAGAAGCGGAUGGUUGGCUGGCGAAGAUCGAGGUGAGCGACACGGCGGAGCUAGAUGGCUUGAUGUCGAAAGAGGACUACGACAACUUCGAAAAGGAGUGA
Capronia coronata CBS 617.96 is the source of this 525-nucleotide messenger RNA. Its product is annotated as glycine cleavage system H protein. The record is from RefSeq and is a predicted model, not a curated record. Gene Ontology annotation, cellular component: glycine cleavage complex; mitochondrion; cytoplasm. Bases 1 to 525 code for a protein of 174 amino acids. Lineage: Eukaryota; Fungi; Ascomycota; Eurotiomycetes; Chaetothyriales; Herpotrichiellaceae. Gene Ontology annotation, biological process: glycine decarboxylation via glycine cleavage system; protein lipoylation. The transcript is spliced from 3 exons.